AAACUCGAAAAAUAUUCUACUAGUUGCUAACUGAGAAGGUUGCGGUGUUUUACAAAUAGAAAAUAUUGACCUAUCAAAAUGAAUACUUUCGCAUUAUUAGCUGUUCUUCUUUUUGCAUCUGUAUAUGCCGAAUCCAACGAAAGUAGUUCUCUUGAAGAAGAAGACAUUAAAGAAAUAGCUGAAAUGGUUAAAGAAAAGUUCAAUUCUACAAUUGUUUUUGACGUUUUGAGACUGGCCAAACUGACAAAAGAUAAAUGUCCAGAUGUCGAAGAAAAAGCAGAAAAUGCUUUAGGAGAAAUUGCAGAGUGUAUCUCUGACAUCGAACUUGGAUCAGAGACUUUCUGUUCUCUCAUCAGAAACAAUUGGGAAAAAUGCUCGAAACCUGGUUUGGACGCAGUAGCCAGUUGUCUACCGGAAGAAUCGAAAGAUCUUCCCUACAUGUUCUCAAAAAUUAUUGCGGCCAUUGUGGAUGAAGCUUGCAACUCCACCGUUGAAGAAAUUUUAGAAUUGUUCAACCCCUGUGGAUUUGAUGACGAAGAUUCAAGAGAAUUACCUGAGUGUAACGAAAUUGUGAGUACGGUUGCUAGCUACAAGGACAAGCUUCCAUCGAAAAAUCUCAUUUGUUCGUAAGUAUUUAUUGAAUAAAGAAAUAGAGCAUUUGA
Molecule: messenger RNA, 662 nt
Organism: Leptinotarsa decemlineata (Colorado potato beetle)
Lineage: Eukaryota; Metazoa; Arthropoda; Insecta; Coleoptera; Chrysomelidae
Source: RefSeq, a predicted model, not a curated record